ACCAGUAGUACAUCUACAACGGCCACCACGACGAGUACCACUAAACGCCAACAACAACGACGGCAUAGUAAAACACCAACGAUUGCCGUGAUACCUGUGCAGCGGACUAGGUCGGCUCAGCUUGCUGCCUUUGGCUGCUCAAGUCCGUCCGCAGAAUGGUCGCGGACGGCCUCGACCGCUGCGGGCGGGCGCUACAGCGACCGUAACAACAGCAGCAGCACUGGACUUUCGAUAGCGGCGACAGCAGCAACAACAGCAACGAAGGAAACUUCAAAUUUCAAGCCGUCCUGUUUACCAACAGUAAAAUGUUCGCCCUCAUCGAGAGCGACCUCGACGAAGACGCUAGCGUUAUCGACGACGCAGACGCAACCUCAAUCGUCACCGCCGGCGCCGUCACCGUUGCCGCCCAUCGUAACCUCUAGGGCACCCUCGCUUACGCGCCGACUCAGCCUGAUGUGGAUCUACCUGCUGCUCGUAGCCUCCAGCGCCACGCACCGAUCGCACGCCAAAACACCCACCCAGAAGCCCAUCAUUAAAAUAGGAGCUCUGUUCAGUGAGGAGCUGAAAGGCAGUUCAGCAGAAUUGGCCUUUAAAUACGCGGUGAUGCGAAUCAAUAAAGACCGAUCGCUCCUGCCUAAUGUCACGUUCCAGUAUGACAUACAGUACGUACCCAAAGGGAACAGCUUUCGAGCCGCCAAAAUGGCGUGUCAGCUGAUCUCGCAAGGAGCUGCGACGAUAUUCGGGCCAUCCGAUCCUGUCGUGGGCGGACACAUUCAAUCGCUGGCCGACUCACUCGACAUCCCCCAUAUCGAAUCGCGGCUUGAUCUCGAGACCGAUGUUAAAGAUUUUUCAAUCAAUCUUCACCCCGACCCGCAGGUGAUGGGCAACUCUCUCAAGGAUCUCGUGUCUUACCUCAACUGGACCAAGAUUGCCGUCCUCUACCAGGACGAUAUUUCGCUGAUCAACCUUCAGGAGCUCGUGCGGCCGUUCCCGCCGAAAAACGUAGAGUACCAGUUUCGGCGAGCGGAUAACUUCACUGCUACCUUGCUAGAUAUCCGCAGCAGAGGAAUUUACUCGAUGAUCGUUGACGUCCGACCUGAGAACCUCACUGCCUUUCUUAGAGCUAUUCUUCAAAUUCAAAUGAAUGAUUAUAAAUAUCAUUAUCAUUUUGCUACUUACGACAUCGAAGCGUUCAACCUAGAAGACUUUCAAUACAACUUUGUAAAUAUUACCGCGUUUCGUAUGGUAGACUCCGAGAACGAGACGGUACGAGCUAUCCUAAACGACAUGGAAAAGUUCACUCCGUACGGUCAAAAUAUUCUUAAUAAGACUAACGUCAUAACUACGGAGGCGGCAUUGACUUAUGACGCGGUCUAUGCGUUCGCACAUGGUAUGAACGAUUUGAGCCGCGCCACAGCAGCACAGCUUCGACCCAGCAACGUCUCCUGUGGCGAUGGACUUUCGUGGGCCGAAGGAACCUCGCUCUUCAACCUCAUCUCCAUGGUCGACUACUAUGGACUCACAGGAAAUAUAAGAUUCAACGAAGGCAAUAGAACAAGCUUAAAGCUCGAUCUACUCAAGCUUCGCCAAGACCGUCUGGUCAAGGUUGGAGAGUGGACGUCUCAGCGUAGACUGAAUAUUGUCAACCACGGAGCCUUCCACGACUUCGGAAGCACGAAUAUCACACUACGAGUUACCACUAUCGAGUCAGUGCCAUUCAUGAUGCCGAAGAAGCAAAAGGCCGUCGUCGGCGCGGCAGCCCCCGGAGAGGAGGCGUCCGCGGGCGGCGGACCAAGGGCGGGGGCGCACCGCGAGGGAGCAGCUGCCGCCGGUGCUGUCGGCAUCAGCAGCAGCGGUAGCAGUGCCCUCGGGGGCGGUGGCGCCGCAGCCGGAGGCACCCCUGGCGGCUAUGGAGGCCACCACGGUGCCUAUCAUCAUCAUCAUCAUCAUCAUCAAGCACACAGCAGCAACAGCACGGGGAACAUCUAUGAGGACUACGAAGGAUACAUCAUGGACCUGCUGAAGAUCUUGGCCGAGCAACUCGGCUUCCACUACGACCUCUAUUUAGUGCCUGAUAACAAGUUCGGGGUCAUGAACACCAGCACACAAGAGUGGAACGGCAUGGUCAGAGAGAUCAUAGAAAAGAAUGCAGAUCUUGCCGUCGCUCCGAUGACGAUCAACUUCGCUCGUGAAAGUGUGAUCGACUUCACGAAGCCAUUUAUGAACCUUGGAAUUCAAAUCUUGUUCAAGCUGCCUAGCGGGAUGCCGGUGAAGCUGUUUUCCUUUAUGAGCCCUCUAGAUACGUACAUUUGGAUGUACGUCCUCUGCGCGUAUGUCCUCGUCUCGUGCACCAUGUUCCUCGUGGCGCGUUUCUCGCCCUACGAGUGGAAGGACCCUCACCCGUGUGUCAAAGAAUCCGGACUCAUGGAGAACCAAUUCAGCCUGGGCAAUAGUUUUUGGUUCACGAUCGUGACUCUGAUGCAUCAGGGUUGCGAUUUGAACCCGAAGGCAACAUCGACACGAAUGGUAGGCACCAUCUGGUGGUUCUUUACGCUCAUUUUGAUCUCGUCGUAUACAGCCAAUUUGGCGGCCUUCCUCACCGUCGAGCGCAUGAUCACUCCGAUCGAGUCCGUUGAAGAUCUUGCCGAUCAAUCCAAAAUUGCUUAUGGAACACUCGACUCCGGAUCAACGAUGACUUUCUUUCGCGACUCGAAACUUGAACUCUACCAGAAGAUGUGGAGAUAUAUGAAAAACCGUCCUACCGUAUUUGUGAGCACGUACGAAGAGGGCGUCGAGAAGGUUCUCGAAGGCAACUAUGCAUUCCUCAUGGAGUCCACGAUGUUGGACUAUAAGGUACAGCGUGAUUGUAACCUAACGGCCGUCGGUGGCCUACUCGACAAUAAAGGCUAUGGCAUUGGCACCCCUAUCGGGUCGCCAUGGAGAGACAAACUUUCGUUAGCCAUACUCGACCUCCAGGAGAAAGGUGUAACUCAACAGCUAUAUAACAAAUGGUGGAAGUCGCCGGGGCUGACCUGUAGCCGAGAUGAGAAAAACAAAGAGGGCAAAGCAAAUGCCCUUGGCAUCGGCAACAUUGGCGGGGUUUUUGUCGUACUACUCAUCGGCCUCGCCUUCGCCAUUUUAACAGCAAUUUUCGAAUUCAUCUGGAACGCUCGGAAUAAUUCUCAGGUCGAUAGGCGAUCAUUGUGCACCGAAAUGGCCAAUGAACUUCGGUUUGCCGUCCGAUGUGGCGCCUCGAGACAAAGACCCGCCUUCGAUAGUGGACAUAAUCAUCCCGCCAAGCGGAGAUGCUCAAAGUGCCUACAGGGCAGCACAUUUGUGACCUCAGCGUUGGAUUUGCCAUUCCCACCGCCGCCUCCGUUUCCGGGCCACGCCGGCCACGGGAUUCGUGAAAACGGGCCUAUUUGUGUGGGCAUCGGAGGCGGUUCGUGUAGUGGUCCAGGGCUGGCGCGACCUCCUUCGCCAUACGAUUACGAUGACACCUAGCAUCAGGCCCUGGAGGUCGACAGCAGCGUCGCUUCCACCUCCAACUAUGAGAUCAACCCACAACAACAAGCAGCCCACGCUCAUCAUGUGGCCUCGCAAGGAACGACGACUUGCAGUCAGCAAGACGGGCGCUUUGCUACGAUACCUCGUCGCGGCUCGAUGACCUCCUUUGGGCCUUACUGUGUGAACACCGAUGCCAUCCUUUCACAGCCUAGUGUUGGCGCUGUUACUGCUGGAGGCGCCACGCGUUGUCUUUGUGCCCAUCCUGCGCCAGCAUCCCAACCGCCCAUAACAGC
Molecule: messenger RNA, 3800 nt
Organism: Varroa destructor (honeybee mite)
Lineage: Eukaryota; Metazoa; Arthropoda; Arachnida; Mesostigmata; Varroidae
Product: glutamate receptor ionotropic, kainate 2-like
Biological process (GO): monoatomic ion transport
Cellular component (GO): membrane
Molecular function (GO): signaling receptor activity; ligand-gated monoatomic ion channel activity
Source: RefSeq, a predicted model, not a curated record